Symbiodinium sp. CCMP2592 is the source of this 690-nucleotide messenger RNA. The record is from the annotation of a GenBank genome assembly. Lineage: Eukaryota; Dinophyceae; Suessiales; Symbiodiniaceae.
AUGGAACCGCGAGUUUUGGCUGCGACAUCCCCAGAGGCCGUUGCGUGGGAGCCGAGACAGCUCGCCGCUGCCGAGCAUCCUCCCGUGGCCGAGGACGGCCCGGAGGACGGCCUGCCGCCUCCAUGCAGGCCAAGGCUGCUUCGCGAUGACAAGUCGCAAACACCCCCCAGUGUGGAGCUGCACGUAGUCGAGAUGACCUUCGUCGAUGCGUCGGACCAGACUGCAGACGUUGUUUCAUUUUUUUCGGCAGUGGCUGACGGUGAUGUGGCCAAGGUUGAAGCUCUGCUGCAGCUUCCCAUGAACCCGGAUGUUAGUGCUUGGGGAGGUACCCCACUGAUGCGGGCGGCUGCAGUCAACCAGACUGGUGUGGCACAGUUGCUUCUCGAAGCCGGUGCCCAGUUGGAUUUCUGUGACAGCCGCGGCCACACACCACUGAUGGAUGCAGCAGGAGCGUGGUUAUGUCGUGCUGCAAUGGUCCAGUUGCUUCUAGACGCGGGUGCGCAGAGGGAUCUGCGCAACAGCCAAGGCAGGACAGCGUUGAUGCUUGCUUCACACCGCGGUCAUGCUCCUGUCGUGCGGUUGCUCUUAGAGGCCGGAGCUCAGAAGGAUCUGCGAGACAAUGACGGCCAGACGGCACUGAUGCUCGCAACCGAGUGGGGCCAUGAUCAAGCUCGGCGACUGCUGCAGUAG